This is a messenger RNA of Anastrepha obliqua, 2713 nucleotides long. RefSeq lists its product as uncharacterized. Bases 155 to 2713 code for a protein of 852 amino acids. The record is from RefSeq and is a predicted model, not a curated record. The transcript has 2 exons. NCBI's taxonomy places the organism in Eukaryota, Metazoa, Arthropoda, Insecta, Diptera, Tephritidae.
AACAGUUAGCAAGAGCGAGACAGGCACGCAGUGAUUCUCAGACGCAAACAAUAAAACAUAAACGCAUAUUGUUGUUGUCGUCACACUUAUUUCAACUCCGAGUAUUCUGUGCGUCGUUGUAGAGUUGCUACAAACUCUCCCACGGGCGGACGCCAUGUAUGCGCGAGUAUUGCGCAAAUGGAGUCUAAACACGAAACUGCAAAUGUCCAUCGUCAUGUGGCGGCUACUGCUGCUCACCCUGCUGCUGCUCUGUCUGUGCGCAUCGCCGGCCACAUGCAACACAACCAACACCAACAGCAACACCACCACCCUCAUGCAUGUGAGUCGGAGUGUCAGAGCGCCUGCGUAUGCGUUUGCCACUGCGUCUGCGUCGGCAAUAACUGCCAAUGUACCAGCAACAGUCACGGCAACGAACAGAGCAGCCGCUGCAGCAGCACGACAAUCAGUAUCACUGCCCCACAGCCUCACAGCACCAGCAGCGGAAACUGUUGGCGACAUCAUAGAAGAAAGUUAUUACAUACCCGUCGAUGGCGACGACGUAGAUAGCAACAUUUACGAUAGUCGUCUAGUGCAGGCUCUAGACGUUGGCAAUGUGCUAAUGGGCAGAAGAAGCGCGGGGGCGGAGGGAAAUAUGGGCAGCAGUAAGAAAAGGUUGCACAGUAGCAAUAGUUAUAGGAGUGGAGGCAGUGGCAGUGGCAGCAGCAGUAGAAUAUUUAGCAGUAGUAGUGUAGUGAGCAACAGUGACAGCAGUAAAAGUAGAAAACAACAACAACAACAGCAACAGCAACAACAUGAAAAAGAGCAGCUAAGCCAGCAAGCAUCUGGCACCUAUGCAGACAACCUGGCGUAUGCGCAUUAUCGCCGCGCAGUGCCGGCAACCUUCAAUUCCUCCAGUUCUAUGCAAUCAGCCACAGAAACAACGACAACAGCAACAACAGCGCUGUUAGCAGUAGCGCCACAAACAGUAUUUAGUCCCCAGUUCAGUGUGCAACAUGUUGCUAAUGAUGAAAAUGUUGCCGCCGAUGAUGAUGACGUUGAUGAUGUUGAUGGUGAUGAUAAUGACGAAGAGGAAGUGGCGGAGGUGGCAAAGGCGAUGGCAGAUGAGGAGGAUGAAGAGUUGGCCCUGGAUGUGGAUAAUGAGGACGAUGGCGAUGCCGAUAUGGAAGAUGGCGACGUUAAUGAGCAUGCGUCGAAUGAUGAUGAUGCCGCCGAUGAGGGGCGGCAACAACAAAAAGUUCCAAAUAAAAAAAAUAGUCACAUAACUAAUCUAUUUAAAGCGUAUAAGCUUAACAACAAUAAUCCUUACAGCCGCAAGUGGAAUAUGAACAUGCCACAUCUACAACCACAACCACUGCAACAACAACUACAACAAAAUACAGCAGUGAACCCCCAUAGCCAUGGUGCGCAGCAAUAUGAAUCUGGCAGGCGCAGCUCCAAAGCACGGCGCCAUGUCACUGCCGAGCAGCGUCAGCAUUGGCUUUCGCAGCAGCAACAACAACAAAAACAGGACACAGAACCUUUGCUAGCGCCUGGUGUUGCUCAUACAGUGCCACACUCGUCUACCAGCACGCAAAUACCCAUCAUGCAAUACCCCACCAAGAAAGUGUUUCAAUUGGUCAACGGCAAGAAUUUGACGCGCAUUGUACACCUCUGGCCGGCCACACACUACCGCAUAGCGGCUUAUGAAAUACCCUCCUCGCUGCCCAAUCGUGGUGGACUGACAGAGCAACAACGGCGCAUGCUGCAACAUCAGCGCGAACAGCAGCAGCUACAGCUGCAGCAAGACCAAGCGGCGCGCUCACGUCGUGACUCACACAUCUUUGGCUCAUCGCAGGGUGUAGAUGGCAAAUUUAGCAGUGGCUUCUACAGUGGAUCUACAUUGGGCCAACAAACGAAUUCACAGCAACAUUUUCAACGCCUGCAGCAGAGCAACAGCGCCAGCAGCAGCAGUUGGCAGCAAAUCAGUGGCAACAUUUUCCAACGCCAGCAGCCGUUUCAGCAACAACACACGCAUAAGCAUCAACACAAUAAUGGCGACAGCAACAACUACUAUCGCAAUCAUAAUCGCAACAACAGCAAUAACAACAACAACAGGAAACACAAUCAACGCCAACGCGCACACAAACGAUCGCGUCGCUAUUGUUCGGCGCGCGAUCCGGCCCAACUGGCAUUCGAGGCGCCCAUCGUAUUCGAGGGCAAAAUAACUUCAAUGUCACCCGAUCGCCGACACAAUUUCGCCGCCACAGUGCAAGUGUUGAACGCAUACAAGCAGCAAAUUGGCUAUCAGGUGAAGCGCGAACAAUUUGUACGUCUGCAAUUCGCCUACAUCAACAGCAGCGGCGAGUGUGACAUCUAUCGCGAACAACUGCGGCCACGCGGUUUGGUGCCCGGCGAAGAGUUGGAGCUGCAACGCACCUAUCUUUUCUUUGUGCAGCAAGUCGAUUUGCGCAACUUCACCAUUCUUGGCCAGCCGAUAAGGAGGACGCGGCGCGUUGUCGAAGCAGUCAAGGAUGCGGUGAGCGAAAAUUAUGCCGAAAAUGGAAGUCAGACUGCUGAAGUUUUGAAUGGCGUUUAUGGUGCCGAUGCUGUAACAGCUAGUUACGUGGAAUUUCGGUGCCGGCGAUUCCGUUCAGGCGUGUUCGGUGCUAAAGAAAAUGUCGAGAAUGCUGAAAGUGUUGAAAAUGACGAAAGUGUCGAUAAAAUCACAGAAUAA